Molecule: messenger RNA, 2538 nt
Organism: Episyrphus balteatus (marmalade hoverfly)
Lineage: Eukaryota; Metazoa; Arthropoda; Insecta; Diptera; Syrphidae
Exons: 7
Coding region: 490-2364 (624 amino acids)
Source: RefSeq, a predicted model, not a curated record
UUCCGUUCAGAUGUGCGUGUUGAACUUCUUUGAAUUUUUAUUGUUUUGCACAUUAAAAAUAAAACAUUCCUUAAUAGUAAAAAGUUACUCCUAGAAAUGGUCGUUUUGUUGUUCAUUCGGGUUAAAUGUUUUCUUAAACGUUGUUCUUAGCUAUAUUAUAAACCACUGUACACAAAAAAAAAAUUGGAAAGAAAACAAAUAUGAAGAUUUUCGUGUACAUACGAUAAAUUACGACCGUGUAUGUAUCCGCUUUGUUUUGGAGUGUGAUUUAAAAAAAAAAAGAAAGAAAUUUGCCAAAAUAAAAUAUUCAAAACUAAAACAAUAAUGUGAGUUCAAGAUAUCCGAUUGAUAUCCUGCGGCAAAAAAAAAUUAGAUAAAAGGUUUUUACUCUCCCAGUAUAAAGCGGGUUUAAUCGUAUAAAUAUUUUUGUGAAUUGUAUAUGAAUAUAUAACAAUCAGUUAUAUAUAGGUACCACCUAUAGGUAUUGUAAUGCCUUCAAAAGCGUCCUCACAAUGUACAACACGAAGGAAACAUUCCUUGGGAAAAUUAAGAAGAGCUCAUCCUGCCUCUGGAGCAACAUGGAACGUACAAGUUGUUCGUGGAAAAAUGUCAUCGAAAUGUCUCUGGCAUGCUUGCCGAGCACUGAUAUUAGGAAUGAUUUUAAUGCUUUUAGGAGCGGGAAUGGCAACUGUUGGUUAUUAUGCCGAUCAACUUUCUGUGGGAUCUGAGAUUAGAGGAAAUGCUACAGUACGAGUUAAAAAUGAAACCAAGGGAUUUCAUUUGAAUAAUUUAUCAUACGUUGGUCCUAUUGUCAUGGGAUUUGGUGGAUUUAUUGUUGUUGCAUCUUGUGUUAUGACCUUUGAGGCUCGUGAUUCAGCUGCUAAAGUCGUACCAGCAAGAUUCAAGGCUGUUACAAAUAGUAAAACAAAUAUAAGAAGCAAUUCUAGCAGCGCUUCAUCGCAAAGACGAGCGAAUGGUGUAUCUUAUCAGAACACUAGAUGGGACCACCACUUGGGAGUAUUUCGGUCUUCACCAGCUGAGCCACCACAACCGGCUCAAUUGGAUCGUCAAGCACUAACAGCAGCUCUAAUUCACUUUUCAAAGACAUUGGGAAAUACAAAUCAACAGCCUCCAAAACAGGAGAAACUCCAGCGUUGUGGAUCUGUGCCAAACCUCUCAGGAAAUGUAGCCAAUCAAACGAAUCCAACAAGUCUUGCAAAUCUAUUGUCUCCGAACCGAAAACAAAUGUAUAUAAUCCAGAAUUCACAUAGGCGCCAUCGACACCAUCAUCAUCAAUCAAACGGGCGCCACUCUAGAACUCGUAGUCCACGUUUAAGUGGAAGCCUCGUCCAAAGAACUUCCAGAGAAUCUGCGUGUUCCUUGCUUCAGCCAAUGCCUUACCAAAAACCUUACUGGAAUGCUUUGUCUGUUGAUGAAACUGGUCUAUCCGACAGUCAAUCAUCAAGAAUUUUGGAUCGAACAAAAAGAUCCGACACUGCUAAACGCCAUCUUCUUUUAAGACAAAAACCUAUAGAAAAUGAAGAUUUACAAAACGAUGGAUCAGUUCCAAGACGACGAAGUUCAACACUUUCGGAUCUAUCUUAUGGUGGACGAUGGACAAACAAAUGUCCAUCAAUGUCAAGCCGUACGCCAAGUGUUGACUCGAAAAAAGUACAAGUCGAUUUACAUAGUCCACAGUCUCAACGUUCUUGUAGUAAACUAACAAAACGAGUUAAUUCUGGACCGUCUUCUACACCUUCUGUUGAACGGGAGUUCAGAAGCCAGCUUUCCAUUUGCUCUGAACCAAUAACAGCACGUCAACUAUCUGGACAAUCCAGUAUAGAACCUUGUGUGCUAGAAGAAAGUCCAGAAAGUGACGAAAAACCUCCAAUCGAUAAGCCUCCCACAAUUGAAACUAAACCUGGCAUAUUAAAGAAAACAAGGCCAGAAACAUUACCAAUAAAAAAUGACAUGAAAACAAACUUACUCAAAGAAAAGACCUGCCAGUCAACUAAAAUACUUUACCGAAGUAAUUCAUCAAAUACAUUCUAUAGGCCAAAACCGAGAAUAUCAAAUGAAUACGAUACAAUAUUCUUGAAAAAUAUGAGUGGCAAAAAUUCCAAUGAGGUUUAUGAUUCACUUCAAGUUAUAAAUGAACGUCGAAAAAAGAUUCUCAAGGCUGAAAGUGAUACAACACUUUUGGAAAAACAUAUUGAACAAGAUUAUCCAACAAAGCCAUUUGAGGUAGUAUCUCAAGAGCCAGGAGUAGCAGUAAGUGAUGGUGGUGUUCUUAAAGGUAAAGAAGUAAUAAAUUCAGAUAAUAUUUCCAAUUCCCCGCCUAAGACAGAUGAUGAUGUACCAUGAUGAUAAAUUUUAUUGCUGUUGAAAUUCUAUUCAAAUUGGUGUUAUUUGGUGUUGUUUAUUAUCCCAGCUAUAUAGAAGAAUGUUAUUUUUUACUUAAGACUGAAAAUAUUUUUGAAAUAGUAAGCUUAUUGUUUAUUUACUUUGGAUGUAAAUCAGAGCAAUAAUAAAUAAUUG